GGUUUUGUCACGCCCCAGAACCCAAAUCCGGAGACGUGGCAGACGCCGUACACUCGUGAGACGGGUCCCACAAGUGCACAAGGCUCGGAACUUAUCAUAUCACAUCUGAUACCAUCAACAUCUGAAGAUCAAAUCUUUAAAAUUUACUCUGAUAUCAUAAAAUCUCCAAGUACACUCGAGCUUACAAGAUCAUGAUUUCUAGAAUCUAUAUCAAUCUUGAAAUGGCUAGCUUUCUAACUUGUCACUUCCCGUGGUUUCCCCAUCCUCGGUUUCACUUCCUGAAAUGGUGGACAAGGAAAACUAUGAGAUAAACUCAGUAAGUAAAUAUGGAGUGCCUCUUAUCAAACUUAAAGCAUGCCAACAAGUACAAUCACGAAAACAGAUACAGUAUGGGCACGAAAUAGACGUCUCCUCUAUAAGUCAUGGCCAGUGUAUAAUCCCCACUAGUAGGGCCACGAUUUGCUGGUGUAUAACCCCCACUAGCUGGGUUGAACAAAUCGGCUCUAUCACUACAUGUUGACAUAUGCUAGCGUUUAUAACCUCCCCCACUAGCAGGGUCACGAAUAACAUGACCACAUCGGAGACAAAAUAGGCAGAAGUUAACAGGAAAAUCACAAUUCACAAUUACUUUCAGAUCAUCAGGACAAUCACUUAAAUUUCAAGUAGGCAUGCUCAAUUUCAUGAAAAGCACAAAACAUUUCACUUCAAAUCAGUCAUACUUGUGUAAAACGGGUUUAGUCCCGCCACCACUUCAAAAACAAAUCAAAACAUGCUUUUAAAACAGUACGAGCAUUACCAUAAAUUUACUUACCUCACUUGCAUAAAACCGAGACUCAAGUCACGUACUAAACUGACAGAACGAUCAAGAACCUAAUCAAAAUAUCCACGAAUUAAUUACCGGACUAUCACAAAUUCAAGCUGAAAUCAUCAUUAAGAUCACUCUUAAUCACAAUGCUAUUUCUAUCACUUUCCACAUGAUCAGACAUCUCCAAAUUCGUUCUCAUAUCACAAACUAAUCACUUAAAUCCCCGUUAAUUGUUGGCCCUCGGGGUGUGAACAGUAACCGAUGAACAGUAACUCCACUUCCGCAAAUUGGCCAAAACACUAGCUAAUCACAGGGUUUUCUCUCCAAAAAUCACAGCAAUCAACUCAAGCAAUUUACACAUGAAUUAAGCAACAAAACACACUUAAAACCCCUCUUAAUUGCUACCGGAAUUUCCCCAUU
This is a messenger RNA of Rubroshorea leprosula, 1225 nucleotides long. Lineage: Eukaryota; Viridiplantae; Streptophyta; Magnoliopsida; Malvales; Dipterocarpaceae. The record is from the annotation of a GenBank genome assembly.